AAGUCACAUGACUUGUACAAAAUGGCCGCGCCCAUGUUUGAGUAAAUUGGGCAAAAAUCUUUCGCUAAUUUGCUUGCUUUUCGCUUUACAAAAGUUUUGUCAUCAACUUAAUCAGGGAACAUGGAUGAUGUUUUUGACGAAGAUCGUGAUGACAUCGAGAUAUCUCGACGGGAAUGGAGUAAUUUAAAGGAAAACAGAGUAAAAGAAGGCUAUAAAAAAGGCCUAGCUGCUGGUGAGGAAAGGAAGCUGCAAGAAGGUUUUGAUGAUGGUUAUAAGACCUCUGUCAACCAGGCUUAUCAGCUAGCACGAAUGAGGGGAAUUCUCUGUGCAGUCCUUGUGAAGCUGCACGAAAAUGAUCCAACAGCAAGCAGUGAAGACACACAGCUGACAACAAAACUUGUUGAAGAAAUAUCAGACAUUGAGAAAGACUUACUCCAGCAUAUCCAGGUCCCAGCUGCGGAUGAAACUGGUCUGCCUGGACCAAGUUCAGCUGGGCUGCCACGGUGUGGAGGAGACGAUGGAAAACCAUGUGCAUGCACACCUAGCGAGGACUCAAAACCCAUUGACCGCAAGGGCACAGACAACAAAAAUCAUGGAGAACCAGCUGUGACACCUUGUGACAAGAAUCUGAAUCAUGACUCUUUUGCUCCCAGUUCGGGUGCGUUUCCGGAGUUCUCUCGGAAGAUUAAUCAAGUGAUGCCAGAAGUUGUCACUCUGUUGACAAAGAUGGGUUUUAGUUCUGAUUUCAUUGCUACGCUGUGAGUUUAUCUUACGAUACUUAUGCAAUUUUUAACCUUUGGUCACUCUUAGGGGUUGCAAAGCCUCGAGUAUUAGCUGUUUAAGCCUCAUCCAAUCUUUUCGUCCACACAACAAUGCUUCUUGUAGUUUCUGUAUCCAAGGUAUUGUCUCCUUUGAAUUUGAAUAAAUUUAAUUUUAUGCAGUUUAAAA
Molecule: messenger RNA, 948 nt
Organism: Lineus longissimus
Lineage: Eukaryota; Metazoa; Nemertea; Pilidiophora; Heteronemertea; Lineidae
Exons: 3
Coding region: 121-762 (213 amino acids)
Source: RefSeq, a predicted model, not a curated record